Molecule: messenger RNA, 1050 nt
Organism: Suillus subalutaceus
Lineage: Eukaryota; Fungi; Basidiomycota; Agaricomycetes; Boletales; Suillaceae
Exons: 5
Coding region: 1-1050 (349 amino acids)
Source: RefSeq, a predicted model, not a curated record
AUGUUGGUUCGAAAUGCGAUGGUCCCUGUGCUUCUGCCUGUGAGGAAUAUGCUAGGAAAGCAGGUAGGCCUGCCCACUGAUGGCUGGGAAAUAGUUCACGAUAGCGAUGGUCAAUCGAAGUGCCGUCGGACAGAAGUCAAAGAAAUCUGCCAUGGUGUUGAGUUUUUUGACGCGGACACCAAAGAAAAGAAAUGUUGUCAAGAUGUGAGUGGUCUCACAUGGAUCGACAAGCCCGCACAGUUAGGCAAGUGCUGCGCCAAGGGUCACGUAUGGACGCAUGAGAACGGAGGCGGUUCUAAGCGCGGAGGGUGCUGCCCGGUUGGGUUUCACAUGAACAAUGGGGUGUGCACCCCAGACACUCAUUCCCCUCCUCACCUGUGCCAAAUUGGGACACACCUGAUCGAUGGCAAAUGCGUCCCUGGUCCCCAUAACUCGUGCCCAAUUGGGACACACUUGGUCGACGGCCAGUGCGUCCCAUUCCCUGGUCCCUACCCUCAGACGUGUAGCAAUGGACAUGGCGGUGUCGAACCCUCUUGCACGUGCACGAAUUCUCCAGUAUGUGGGCAUGGCAAACACCUAGGCAUCAAAUAUGGCCAUUGCUAUAUCCUCUCCUUCGCCGAUGGCCAGCAACUUGGCCUCGACCGGGACCACACCGACUACAAGAAAAACGGCUUCUUCGUCGAUAUCCCCUUCAAAGUCUGCAAAUCAACUACUGAUUGCGCACGUGGAAAGGAGGUUGAGAUGGGCGAGGCCUUCUCCCUCCAAGAUCAGCAUGGCUUGUACAAAGACCUACUGUCAACGAAAGGGUGGAUUAAUGACGCCUCUGGUGGCGCCCAUAUGGAAUUCACCACUGAUGCCAGCCAUGCCGGUAAAUUCACGGGUAUCCCUAGUUGUGCUGGCGGUGAAUGCGCUCUUCAACUGCAUGGUAGUCCCUCUGGCGGUGCAUUGGCAUACGCUUGCCCGAUGCCCACGCCCGGACUGACAUUGUAUGGCAACCCCAAAGUUGGUCAGAAACUUCGCUUCUCUGAGGUGACGUGCGAACGAAUAUGA